Messenger RNA from Calypte anna (Anna's hummingbird), 1871 nucleotides. It is a transcript of the gene SPON2, whose product is annotated as spondin 2. The record is from RefSeq and is a predicted model, not a curated record. The transcript is spliced from 6 exons. Gene Ontology annotation, cellular component: extracellular matrix. Gene Ontology annotation, biological process: cell adhesion. Bases 1 to 1167 code for a protein of 388 amino acids. NCBI's taxonomy places the organism in Eukaryota, Metazoa, Chordata, Aves, Apodiformes, Trochilidae.
AUGCUUUUUGCAAACCUGGAAAGUCGAAAGAUUACAAUAAUUGUUGGACCAAAGGGACUCUCUUCAGGCAUAAAUAGCAAGGCUCCUACUGUCUUCUCUUGCAGACCAACUCAGCUGCCAGCAAAAGCAGGUGCUCUCCCCCUGCCAGAGCUUCAGAGGAAACAUUUAGAAAUGGAAAACCUGAUGUUUGUCUACUACUCCUGUAAAGUUAUCUGGACAUUACUUGCAACAAUAUUAGGUUAUGCCAGCAGCUUGCCUGUGGGUGAUGAUUCUAUUUGCACAGCAGAGGAACUUGCUAAGUACAGUAUAAUCUUCACAGGGAAAUGGAGUCAGACUGCUUUCCCUAAGCAGUAUCCACUCUACAGGCCCCCAGCACAGUGGUCCUCAAUGUUAGGUGUUACUCAUAGUUCUGACUACAGCAUGUGGAAAAAAAAUGAAUAUGCCAGCAAUGGUGUACGUGAUUUUGCUGAAAAGGGUGAAGCAUGGGGAUUAAUGAAAGAAAUAGAAGAAGCUGGAGAGAAAAUUCAGAGUGUGCAUGGAAUCUUCUCUGCUCCUGCCAUUUCCAGUGGUACAGGACAAACCUCCACUGAAUUAGAAGUGCAUCCAAGACAUCCCUUAGUUUCAUUUGUUGUACGAAUUGUUCCAAGCCCUGACUGGUUUGUGGGCAUUGACAGUCUGAACCUCUGUGAAGGAGAACAUUGGCUGGAAGAGGUAUCAGUAGAUCUAUAUCCAUAUGAUGCUGGAACUGACAGUGGUUUCACAUUUUCCUCCCCAAACUUUGCCACUAUUCCACAGGACACAGUUACAGAGAUCACUUGUUCCUCUCCAAGUCACCCAGCAAACUCGUUUUAUUAUCCCAAACUCAAGAAUUUGCCACCUAUUGCUCAAGUAACAAUAAUGAAAUUGAAGAAACACUAUCAGCUGGGGCUUUCUGCACCUUUUAUUAAUCCUCCAGCUAAAACCAACGAAAUAAUAGACACUGUCUCAGAAACACCACUGGACUGUGAGGUUUCACAAUGGUCUUCCUGGGGUCUCUGUAGAGGUCUUUGCAGAAAAACAGGGACCAAGAUCAGAACUCGUUUUGUGCUUCUUCACCCUGCCAAUAACGGGAUGCCUUGUCCAAAUCUGGAUGAAGAAACAGGAUGUGAACCAGAGAAUUGUGUCUGAAAUAAAGAAAAAGAUAAUAAUUUAGAUAAUUUAAAAGUAGAGAAGUAGUUUUAUAAUUUGGGUAUGCUGCACUGUUUUGCUGAAAAGGUAUAUUAGACUGGUUUUGAAAGUUGUAUUUUAAUACCAGGUUUUUGGGGGUUAAAUUCCUUAGGUUUAGGUUGACAACAAUACAGACCAAAAACCCCCAAAGAAAUCCUUGCUCUAAAUAUACUCGAAGUUCUCAGAGUACCCUCUAGUGGCAGAAAAGAAGAUAUUUUGAAAGGCACGUAAAAACCUUCCAGUCACAAAAUCUUAAAGUAAUAACUCUUCAAUACUGUAAUUUGUUGAUCUACAGCUAUUUAUACCUGAAAUGAUUUUUUCUCUAAAUUAUGUUUUAUAAUUUAUUGGCAUUUUUGUUGUCUUUCUAAACGUGCUUAAUAUGCAUUUCUUGAAAAACUACUUCCAUAAGUCAGAGUGACCAGAUGUUUGCAGUGUGAUUUAAGACAAUAGCACAACUGAGUAAACUUGUAGUGAGAUGUAUGAAUACAUGUACAUAUCUUUUUUGUUUUAUUUUGGUUUUUUGGUUUUUUUUUUCCUCAAAAGUGAGAAGAGUAUCUGUCAUGAGAGUUAAAAACUGAUUGAUUGCUGGGGUGUGUUCUUCAUGAGUUAACUCUGUCCUCAAUAACAUAAAUUAUAACAUAUAAAAAUAACAUAAAAACAUAAAA